AGUCAGCGCGGGAGCGGCGGAGCGGGCGGGUUCCCGCGGCUCUGCCACUUCACCUGCCUUCUGGUUUUGUUUGGUUUUUUUUUCUUUUUUUAAAUUUUUUUAUUAUCAUUUUAGCCCUUUAUUUUUUAAUUUUUUUUUUUUUUGAGACACAACCGGGUGUAAUUUUUUUUUUUAUUAUUUUAUAUUUUUUUUUAUUUAUUUUUUUUCUCGUGGCCGGCCGAAGCGGGGGACUUUAAUCCGAGAUCAAUGAAGGAAAGAAGAGCCAGCCAGAAGUUAUCGAGCAAGGCGGUGAUGGAUCCCAACCAGAACGUCAAGUGCAAGAUCGUCGUGGUGGGGGACAGCCAGUGCGGGAAGACCGCGCUGCUCCACGUCUUCGCUAAGGAUUGCUUCCCCGAGAGCUACGUCCCCACCGUCUUCGAGAACUACACGGCCAGCUUCGAGAUCGACACCCAGCGCAUCGAGCUCAGCCUCUGGGACACCUCGGGGUCUCCUUAUUAUGACAAUGUCCGCCCACUCUCCUACCCAGAUUCUGAUGCUGUCCUGAUCUGCUUUGACAUCAGUCGGCCAGAAACCCUUGACAGUGUGCUAAAAAAGUGGAAAGGGGAAAUCCAGGAGUUUUGUCCCAACACCAAAAUGCUUCUGGUCGGCUGCAAGUCGGAUCUGCGCACGGAUGUCAGCACCCUGGUGGAGCUCUCCAACCACAGGCAGACACCUGUGUCCUAUGAUCAGGGUGCAAAUAUGGCCAAGCAGAUUGGAGCAGCGACGUACAUCGAGUGCUCAGCCUUGCAGUCAGAAAACAGUGUCAGAGACAUUUUCCACGUUGCCACCUUGGCCUGUGUGAACAAAACAAACAAAAACGUGAAAAGGAACAAAUCCCAGAGGGCCACAAAGAGGAUUUCACACAUGCCUGGCAGGCCAGAACUUUCCACAGUGGCCACGGACUUGAGAAAGGACAAAGCAAAGAGCUGCACGGUGAUGUGAGAGGACUUUGGUUUCUUAGGAGGGAAGAGAUGGGAGGAGGUGGAAGCUCAAUGAAGUCCAAAGCCACGUGGGUGUUUGAUGAGGGCUUGGUGCCAGUGCUUUAAUGGAGGCUUCACCUGUCCCCUGAGACUGUACUUAAGGAACUGAGCAGCCAGAAGGAAUGGCUGUGAUCCAGGUGGCAUCAGGAAAUCUGAAGGUUGAAGAAAAUGCCAAAAAAAAAAAGAAAAAAAUUUAAAAAAAAAAAAGGGAAAACGUUUGAAUGGGCUGAGAAGAGAGAGAGUGAAUGGGAAAGUAACACUGCAAAGGAGAGGUGUCACUGACAGUGCUUGUUUCUUUAUUAAGGAUCUUCUCCUGGAUGCUACCACUUUGUUUUCAUUAAAAUAAUACUUUAAUGUUUCCUUUUUUUUUUUUUUUUUUAAAAGAAGACAUUAUUAAUAUGCCUUCCUCGUUAAGGAACUAUCCCUGUGACCUUAUAGUUGGUUUUCCAAAGGAUAUGAUCUGAUAUUUUUUUUAGUAGCUCAUCAUUAAAAUGGAGAUUAUACCCAGGCUUGAGCAUCACCAGGAGGAAAGCCCUGCACAUGAGGAGUCUGGAGUUCUGUCUGCCUCAGGCAGCCCUGCAACCCCCCUUGGAGCACCUUGGUCAUGAAGAAAAAAAACUCCUUGGAGAUUCCCCAGGUGCCCCGGCACUGUGGAAAUGAAAUGGAUCAAAUCAGGGGCGUGGGGGCAAAACUCCCUGGUGCUGGUGUCAGGACUCUGCUUGUCCAUUCCUCUGUGUGAGUGCCAUGGGGGGUGGAAAUCAUCUCCAGUUGUGGUGUGUGCUGGGUGGGGAUGGUGCUGUAAGUUGAAGUGAAAGGUGCUAAAGAAGCUCUGGUGACAAAUGACAAUUAGUUUUCUUAAAGAGCAGGAGGAUUUGUGAAGCCUUACUGCCCAGCUGUGGGGAAGCCCCCAAGACUCCUCUGUUUCUGCCAAGGAGCUGGAGAGCCAGGUGGCUCCCAUGCCCCCAGAAGUGCUGUUUUCAUGUGGUUCACUGCAAUGAUCUUUGCAAAAAAAAAAGAAAAAAAAAAAAGACCAACCCUAAGAAUCUGCAAAUGAGCCAGCAGAAAUCAUCAGGUUCUCUUUUUUUUUUUUUUUUUUUUUAAUUUUAAUUUUGGGGAUGCUGCUCUUGCAGGGGCAGCAGUCUCUGUGUCUGCUCGGGGUGAGGAAAGGGGCUCUGAAGAGCUGUGAGGCCUUGAGGGCUCCCUGGUGGAAACUGGAUACUGCCCUUAGUCUUUAAGAUUAAUACAUACACAUCCAGACAGCAAUCCUGAAACCUCAGUGAACCAGUUGAGGCAAAUUCCUUUUUGCUUACCCAAUGCCAUUGUUUCAUUAAAUAAAUCAGCCUUUUAUAAAUUGGUUGCAGCUGCUCACUGCCUGCCUGAACCUCAGGAUCCUCUCAGAAGAAGGAUCCUGGAAGCUCUAACCCAUGUUUUCCCAUAUAUGUGUCCUUAAUACUUCAUUUUUGAAGUGUUAAAGCUGUGUUUGCCUUCACCUGGGGCUAAUUCCCCAAAUUCAGGCUCAGUUUGUUCCCAGCACUUGGUUUCAGCUGGUAAAAGAAAGGGAAAAAAAAAAAACAAAUAACCAACUCACUCAUUCCAAUUAUUUUCCCCCAAAAAGACAUUUUUACCACCACAAAAAGCUUUGGACUGAUGCAACAGUGUGCUUAGGGCAGUAUUACAAAAUAGCUGGUAAGUGCUUUAUGUAUUUAAAUGUUGUGGAAGAAAAAUAAGUUAUAACUGUUAUAAAACAGGACAUUCAUUACUUUUUUUGUUGUUGUUGUUGUUUUUUUAAUCCUUGAAGUCACUUUGUAUGUUUGGUUAAUGUUUCUGCAGUAUUUAUUAAAAUACCUUUUUUUUUUUUUUCUUUUGAAUUAAAAAAGAAGUUGGCUU
This is a messenger RNA of Calypte anna (Anna's hummingbird), 2906 nucleotides long. It is a transcript of the gene RND3, whose product is annotated as Rho family GTPase 3. Gene Ontology annotation, biological process: small GTPase-mediated signal transduction. The transcript is spliced from 5 exons. Lineage: Eukaryota; Metazoa; Chordata; Aves; Apodiformes; Trochilidae. Gene Ontology annotation, molecular function: GTPase activity; GTP binding. The coding region runs from base 247 to 981 and encodes 244 amino acids. The record is from RefSeq and is a predicted model, not a curated record.